Molecule: messenger RNA, 9512 nt
Organism: Porites evermanni
Lineage: Eukaryota; Metazoa; Cnidaria; Anthozoa; Scleractinia; Poritidae
Source: the annotation of a GenBank genome assembly
CCAAAGCCUUUAAAAACAUUACUCCUGAGUCUCGCUGUUUCGGAUCUUGGUGUUGGUUUGGUUGUCCAUCCUCUCUAUAUUGUGUGUCUCGUAAUGAACAUGGAACAGAACACUAACAAUAAAAUUUAUAUUAUGGUAUCCAAAGCAUACUUUAUUUCUGGUUAUUUACUGUGUGCUGCUUCAUUCUUUGGUAUUAUUGCUCUAACUGUCGACAGAUUCUUAGCUAUUCAUCUUCAUCUCAGAUACCAGGAACUUGUGACUCAUGGGCGUGUUGUUACUGUAGUAAUUUCAGUUUGAGUGUGAUGUUCAUGUAUUUCCUUAUUUGUGUUGAACAGGGUUUUAGAAAACGUUCUGGCCAUUAUAAAUGCAACUAUUGGGGCAGUUUGUCUCACUACAACGGGAUUAAUUUACUGCAAGAUAUAUUUGAUCGUACGUCACCACACAAAUCAGAUUCACGCCUUGCAAUUGCAACUCGUAGGACAGAAUCAGAAUGGAGAAUUGGCAAAUGCUGCAAGACUAAAAAAAACUGCACUUGCUACAUUUUACGUGUAUGUGGUGUUUGUGGUUUGCUUUUUACCCUUCAUAUGCGUUAACGCAGCUUAUCAAAUUUAUGGUGAGUCCGAGUUGUUGUUGCAUCUUUUGUAUUAUUCGCAGACACUUACGUAUCUUAAUUCAUCUCUCAAUCCUUUGGUCUACUGCUGGAAGAUGCGGAACAUUCGACAAGCUGUGAUCAGUGUACUUCGCAAUAUCUUUCAAGGUUAGUAAAGCUCCAUUCGAACCGCUUCGCCGAUGAGACUCUUACCCUUUGUGCCCCACAAAAAAAUGGAAAUUUCAUAUUACUAGCAUGAAUUUUAACUAACAGAUGAAUAAUGAAUAAUGAUUUAGAGGUAGCACAUUCACGUAGUGAUUCUUCGUCUGCCAUUCCUAGUAGAGUUGGAAUUUAGAAAUGAGUACUCCGUGAAAAACCUCUCGGGGCAAAGGAAAGAACAAAUGUCAAACUCAAACCACAUUUGGCGUCGACGGCGAGAUUUAAACCUGGGCCUCACUGGUGGAAGGCGAGUGCUCUCACUACUGCUUCACCCUUGCUCCCCAAUCGUAUUAGCCUCUGAAUGAUCGAUUAGUGCGGUUCACAAACACCCGUCAGAACAUUUCCAGGGCACCUGUUCGAUCCUGGUCUUAGCAAUCAUGACGUCCACGCACCAACAAAAACUGGUAUAGUUAGAAGAUUUUCAGUUCUCUGGUUGAUAUCAACCAUCACAGAUCAAAUCAUAAAGCGACCUGAAGAAAGCUAAAAACAAUAAAAGUAGACGGCAUUGGCGCGUGUAUCGUCAGUUACGAAACUGCGUGAACUGUGCCAUUAAGGCUUUCGAGCAACUUCUGAGUAUCUUUCAUUACAAAAAGCAACUUUUGAUUGUUUUUUGAGCAACGUUUUGAAAAAAAUACGAGAAACGUUUUGGAAAAUCUCGAUCAACUUGUGGAAAGCCCUAUGUAUAUCUGCCCAGCCUGAAGUAAGCCCUUACUUUUCUAAGCGUGAUUGUUCAUCGAAUUGCUAUGUAGUAAUGGCGGGCUGAUAUUUAAUGCCUUAGUUAACUUUAGUUUCAUAAACUUGGGAGAUAAGAGGGUGAACACACAAAAGCACUGGUAACUUGGUACUAAAUAUAUAGGCAUCGUACACAUCCGCAAAAAGGCGGGGAAAUUGCCAAGGGUCCUCAGGCUGAAAAGUAUGGAGGGAGGGGUAAGAGCGAGCUCAAACUGAUAAAGGAUCAUAAUAACCUACUAUGCGUAACAGAACAACAGCGUUAACAACAAAGAAAUAAACAAAAAAUUAAGGAAAAUCGUUACUUUUUCACGAUUCUUAAACUAAAAGAGAUCCAUGUAUUCUUCUCUGCCUACAUAUUGGGUUUCCAUGUUAACUAGUUAAAAGGAAAAGUUUGUUCUUGUGUGUUUACUAUGCAUUAUAUUGCGAGCAAUGAUAAAAUUUCUGUAAUAUUAAACUGAAGAAACUGGUAUUAGAAUGACGUAGGCUUUGUUUAGCAGCCUCUGAUGAAUUAAUUACUUCGAACUAACGAGUUUUAGUUAUUAAAUUAAUAAAAGCAUAGUAUAUUGGUUUUAACAGGCUUUCAAUAAAAUAGAUUAAUUAGUUUCCACCUUGAUUGUAUUUAAAGGCUUUUAUUGCUUUUUUGCAACAUGAUCACUUAUCGAAUUGCCACGUCAUGAUGGCUGGUCUCAUAAAGUUGGGACUACAAGGGAUAUUUUAAACAUUCUGAUCAUUUGCAACUUAUUAAACUUUGACACAUAUGUUAGCAUGAUUUGUUAAGUAACAAGGACGCUCUUAAAAGUAGCAAUUCUCGCUUGCUUGGAGAUUAGAUAACAAUAGAUAGCAAAUGAGGAGACGAUUAAUUCUACAAAAAGCAGGAUUUCUUCGCUAAAAGUUUGCCCUUCCCACUUUAUCGACGGUCGAGUAUUAUCUAGAAUAUUUACUUCUUACAUUGAAUUGGACGAUGAUUGAGUACGGUUGUACCAAUACAAAUCCUUGCCAGAAAGUAAAAACGCAAUGAACAUGGCGCGUGAUUUCAAUCAUCGCCGAAAAUAAACCGUAUGCUCAUCACAAGACUCAUUUUCAUACAAUGAAAGUUUUUUAACGCGCGACAGGUUUAUAGCCUCGCCAUAGAAGUUUUCACUGAAGUAUGCACUUGUUCCAAAGUUAUCAACGCUUUCAAGUGAUCCGAUAGAAUUAGUGGACCGCCCCGUUCCGGAAAAGCUCGACAACUCUGCGUCAAUCUUUCCUAAGCUUUCUUCACAAAUAGAACAUGGUGCUGUGACACGCAGCAAUUCUUAUCCCCAGUUUCCACGAUCUCCGUUAGUAACACCUAGGACAAUGAUUCCCCUUUUGACGCGCAAACCAGUGGGACUAACUACCUACUGUGCCGGUCUAUGUUUUAAAAGCUCAGUAGAUUUUUUAUGGGGAACAAGUUCCUUCUCUCAGCUCAGAAGACUCGUUGUAAGUCGUAGUUACUCAAAACAUGUGCAUAUGUUUCGCUUGAGUCCAGCUAACAUGUAGGAUUGGUCUCAGGCAUAAUAGUCCACAUUUCCUCUAAACCAUUGCUAAACUCUUUUCUGUUUGACUUUGUGUUUACGAUUCAUCGCAAACCAGCUGCCAUUUCUACUUUGAUAUCGCGUCAAUAGUUUUGAAUAACUUACUUCCAUUUGACUGACCAACUUUUUCCAACCGGUAAAACUAGCCAACAAAACGAAAAAACCUGCAUUAGCCACUAUAGCCAAAUGUUCAUGCUAAUGACAGUUUGAUUAAUGGUACAUCAUGAUGUUAAACGUAUGUACAUGUACAGUAUACAGGAAAUAAAAUAAACCCCAAAAUUAAAAAGUAUAAUCAUGAUAAUGUUUUUCUUUUUAAAUUCAAUUAAAGAAUAAUACAAGAAUAUUUUCAGCCUGAAAUCGGCAGGAAAAAUAGGAAUAUUUAGUCUGGGCCGGGAAAACAACAUUCUUGUAAAAAAGAAAGGAAAAAGAAACUGAGAACGAAUUACAUCUUAUUAGCUGCCCUAAAGUUAAUAAAGGAUAGCGUAUUGUUCAUUUUGAAUACAUUUUUAUAGUUUCCAAGUUGAUUGUUGUUGUAUUCGAUUGCAGUUUGAUGCAUAAUAUUGCUUUUUUCAACAUGGUUGCUCAACAGAUUGCUAUGUCAUGCAUAAACAGGUAUUCUGAUCAUUUGCAAUUGAUUAAACUUUGCCACGUAUUGAGGAACUAGGGUGCUGUGUCUUAAACCACCUCACACUCUUUAGGUAGCGUGUGACCAUGUAGUUUAUCAAAAAUAUGUACAGGUCCGUUGCCGGAUUGGUUUGCGACGUAGCAGUCCGUUUUUCCCUUAAGUCAUCGCUCAACUGUAUAUUUUUAAUUCAUUGAAAACCUACCGCCAAUGCUAAUUUAAUAUUGCGUCAGUAGUUUCAUACAACUUUCCUCCUUUUUGACUGACGAACUUCAACACUUACAAAGUUCGACCUAUCGCGUUUGGCUUAAAAGGAAAAUAUAUUCAAAUUACUGAGUGAUGAUGACGUCACAUUUAAAUUUUAAAUUCGGUGUUCAGACAAGCACAGUUUUAAUUUCAAUUAAGGUCAGUUUGUAUAUUAUAAGUACGAGUUAGGGACGUUUUUGCUAUUGUCGCGGAAGACUCAACAGUACUCAGUUAAAAACCAAUUGCCAUCGGAGGAGGAAGAGAAUCUCAGGAAAAUAUUCGGUAAGUCUCGUAAAGAAUUAUUUCCAGCAUCAGUCUCUUCUUGCAGAGUUCCUCAAACGUUCUACACAGCUGCUAAAACUUAAGACUGUAUAAAACGUUUCAUUUAAUGGCGGAAGCUGUAGGUUAGUCUCAUUCGAAAACGGAUGAUUCCUCCAAAGCAAUGAAGUUCCUUUGCAUUGUUAUACUAGAAACUGAACACUGAUAAGGGUCUUUUGCAAAAGAUGGCAAGUGCUAAAGGCGUACAUUUUACACUUAAUGUUAAUUGCGUCUUCAACGCUUUCUUGUGUUUAACCACCAUCGCGUUAAACAUCAUAACAAUACAAGCGCUCACAAAAACGUCUUCGUAGCGUGAGACCUCAAAAACAUUGCUUCUAAGCCUGGCUGAUCUGGUUGUGGGCGUAUUAGUCGAACCACUGUACGUUGCAAUUAUUGCGAUGAACAUAGAAGAGAACUCUAACAACACUGCUUAUUAUUCAGUAUACAAAGCGUAUUUAAUCCAGAAAAAAGUAUUGGUCUUAACUUCGCAUCUUGGCGUUUUUGCAUUAACUUUUGAGUUUAACUGUGUAUUUACGAUUCACUGCAAACCAGCUGCCGUUUCUACUUUAAUAUCGCAUCAGUAGUUUCAAAUAACUUUCUACCAUUUGACUGACAAACUUGAACUCUUACAAAGCUCGACCUGUCGCGUUUCGGUUAAAUGGAAAAUGAACUCAAAUUUCUGUGGCAAAACUAGUCAAUAAAAAAAUAUCAUGAAAAAUUUUUUCUUUUUUAAAUAUAAUUAUUUAGGAAUAAUACAAGAAUAUUUUCAGCCUAAAAUAGGUAGAAAAAAAUACAAUAUUCAGCCUGGGCCAGGAAAACAACAUUCUUAUAAAAAAGGGAGAGGGUGUAUCAAACUGAAAAAACUGGAGCUAAUAAGACUUACCUCUUAUUAGCUGCCUUAAAGUUAAUAAAGGAUAGUGUAUUUUUUUGAAUACAUUUUCAUAGUUUCCAAGUUGAUUGAAGUUUAAGGCACAUUAAUUUUGCUGUUUGCAACUCGAGUACUGAUCGAACUGGCCGUCAUGAUACUUAAAUAUUCCGAUCAUUUGGGAUUAAACUUUUACACAUAUUAGGGACCGGAUGAUCUAUUAAGUAACUAGGCUACUGUGUCUUUGUUUUAAGCGCGCCAUAAGUUUUUGUUAUGGUUAAGAGUUUUUUUCUCUUCAUCUCUUCACACUCUUUGGGUCGCCGGUGACCAUGUAGUUUAUUAAUGAAAAAAUGUGUGCAUGAGUCCAGGAAAUACAUUGGAUUGGUUUGCGACUUAAAAGCCUGUUUUCUCCUCAGGUAUCGCUAACUCCGUUCUGUCAGUAACUGUGUAUUUUUGCGAUUCUUAGCAAACCAACUGCCGUUGUCAUUUUAAUAAUGUGUCAGUAGUUUCAAACAACUUUCUUCCAUUUGACUGACGAUAAAAGCUCGACCUAUCGCAUUUCAGUUAAAAUGAAAAUAUAUUCAAAUUGCUGUAUGAUGAUGAGGAAGUCACAUUUAAAUGUGAAAUUCCGGGCUCAGACAUGCACAGUUUUAAUUUCAAGUAUUCGGGUGAGAGUUUGGAUCUUAUGAACACGGCUUUUUUCGAUUGUGGCGGAAGACAACAGUAAUCAGUUCAAACCAAUUACCAACAGAGGAGGAAGAGAAUUGCCGGCAGGAGAAUAUUAGAUAAGUCUCGCAAAGAAUUAUUUCUUUGUGUCAUAAGUACAGGAUUGCUUUACUGCAAAGUAUACGCAGCCGUAAGACACCACACAGGUACAAGUGGCACAGAGUGGAGAUAUGGCAAACGCUGUAAGGGUCAAAAAAUCUACACUUGCUACAUUUUACGUGUAUGUGGUGUUUUUAGUUUGUCAAUUGCUAAUAUCUUGUGUUGUUUUUGCCAAGACAAAUGGUGAAACUACCUUGUUAUCUCAUUUAUGGUAUUUCACAUUGACUCUUGUGUAUCUCAAUUCAUCCAUCAAUCCUUGAUCUACUGUUCGAACAUGGGACACAUCUGACAAACUGUUAUGAAUCAUAUAUGAUUGGUUCGUAAUAAGAAAGAACUAAUUCAGAAUAUUUUUCUCUGGUGAAAAAAACCUUUUCAUCAAUACUGUUGGAAAAAUGACCCUUAUUAGUUAUGACCAGGAUAUAAUAUAAUCGAGUAUAAGCUCAGGGAGUUUAAGCAGCGACGUUUUCGAGCGAUGCACGUCAACCGGAAUUCAGAAUUUGAUUUGGACAAAAAGGUCUGUAUACAAUAAAAUGUCUUAAAAAGUUUAAUAGAUUGUUUUUAACAAUAGUCCUCUGAUACAAUUAAAUCAACAAAUUCUCGAUAUACUGAAUGUAACAAGAGUGGCGAAAAGACCUACCGUUAUAAUAGAAGUGAGAGCCUCAAAUGCAUUGUUAGUUAACGCUGUUCACGUGAAAAUGAAACUUGGAGACAAUACCCCUGAAUAAUGAGAGCCCCUUACUGUUAACACGAAAUUUCGACAAAAAAUUAGCGAGUUGUAUCCCUUAUUUUCACUGCCUUACAAGUUAUAAAACGACGGUUAAUCUCGAAAGUCUUAAAUGUUUGUAAAAAAUCUAUCCAGCUGUUACAAAUAUAUUCGCUUAUUUGUUUAAGUAGACGAGUGGACCAAAAUGUUUACGAAAUCGCUGAUAAGAGCGCCUCAAUACUAACUCUACCAAAUCCUUCACCCUUUCAAGCAAUCGGCUAAAGCUAUCCCAAUGAUCACACACGUUUAAAAAAUGAUUGAAACUGCCAUGAGGUGAAAUCGCAUUUGAAAAGUGCUCCGUUUUCUGCAGAUAACGGCCGAAUAUCGAGCGGAUUGUCCAGUUAUUAUCGUAUUUCUAACCAUAAAAUCUCCAUUCCAAAAUAUCUCGCUAACACUCUCACAGAUUUUACUUAAACUUAACGGACAUCGAUCGUAGCAGUCGUUGGAGAAAAAUUGGAGGAAAAAGCCCCCGUAAACGAUUUUGGAAGAAACAUUUCCAGUGCCGAGAAAUACAGCUGCAAGUAAAGUAGCUAAUGGCGUCAUUUUGUUGCUAUGACAACUCCGAUGUCAUUGCAAUCCUGAUCAUAACAAAUUUUCAACUUUCAACACUUACAAAGCUCGGCCAUUCGCGUUUCGUUUAAAAUGAAAAUAAAUCCAGAUUUGUUGUCAUAUUCAAAUUCUUUUUAUUUCAAAUAAGCGGAUAUCUCGGAUGUUAUGAGUAUGGGAUACUGGGAACUUCUUGCGAUUGUAAACUUUAUUGACUCAAUAAAUUUCAGUCUCAUCCAUAAAAAAAAAAAACACUCGCAGAGCUCUUCAAAAGUUAUACAGCUACAGACUGUAGCGUACCUGUACACGUAGGGAGGCAACAUGCGUUGGCUGGUACCGUCGGAGUCGCGCCAUUCCGCUCACCAAAAAUAUUUGUUAAUGACUGUGUGUCAGGAAUGGUGUAUUUAACUAAAAAAGGACAAAAAUCAUUGUAGUUAAUUUAUUUUGCGACUUUUGAGCAACGGAGGAGACGAUAUUUUAACAAACACAGCUCUUAAAGGUCACUUAAAUCAAGUCAACUUUAUUCAGUCGGGCAGCCCUUUCAGCCAUUGGCCGGUAUCAAAAAGGGGCCCCCCGUACAGUCGUCGUGGAGGACUAUAUCGGGUUUUUAUUGUCGGCGGGUCUAAGCUUGUUGCCAUAGAUUUUUGCAAAAAAAUACUACAUAAUUAAUAAAUAAAUAAAUAAAUAACAAAAAACCUUGCCCAAAAUAAAAAAAUAAAAGAAUCUAUGCCUCUGCGAUUCCUAAAAACACCUGUCUGGGCUCAAUAAAUUUUGAUUGGACUUGAUGUCAAUAUAUUUUCAUAAUGAUGCCUUUAAUAAGUUUCUUUGUCCCAAUUAGUUUGCAACAGUUCUUGUCAGCCAUUUUUUAGCGAGAAUAGGUUCUUUCUAUUCUUUAUAUCAUUAUCACCUUUUUACUGGCAUUUAUCAUAUCCUCAAAAACACCAAUUGCGUCAGUAUGCCUUACCUUAAGCUUAUUAAUUGUUAAGCUCGAUCUAUCAUUCUUAUCAAAAGAAAAUUUUAUUCGAAUUUGAAUGUGUUAUUAUGUGGCUACAUUAACUUGUUUGAAAUUUUUUGUUAAGGGAAUUCUUGGUAUUCAAACGUCUUGAUAUUUAACACUGUCUGGUUAGUGGACAAUUUCAAGAUUACCAAAGUACGGAAGAGGACAAGCUAGGUCGCUUAGCUUUUAAGGAAGAAUGUGAACCACAUUCUGAACUAUUGGAGACCAAUCAGGUAACUUACCAAAGGCAAGAGCGUCUGCCUGUCAAAAGACGUCAACAGUUCUUUAAAGGAACAGUCUAUACAAUAGCAGAAGAAGCUAAAGACGCGUUUUGAACAUCCCAGAGAAUGGCAGGAAUUAAUAGCCUUUAUUCAACCCUCGUCGCUAACUGCUUCUUCAACGCUUUCUUGCUUUUCACAGCCAUGGUUUUGAACAUCAUAACAGUGCAAGCCCUAAGAAAAAUAUCAUCGUUUCCAAAGCCUUUAAAAACAUUGCUCCUGAGUUCGCUGUUUCUGAUCUUGGUGUUGGUUUGAUUGUCCAUCCUCUGUAUAUUGCACGUCUUAUAAUGAACAUAGAACAGAGCGCUAACAAAAGACUCCUUUAUACGGUAUAUAGCCUUUUUGGCUAUUUACUGGGUGUUGCUUCACUCUUGGGCAUCACUGCUUUAACUGUCGACAGAUUCUUAGCCAUUCAUCUUCAUCUCAGAUACCAGGAACUUGUGACUCACAAGCGUGUUGUCGCUGUAGUGAUUUCAGUCUGGGUGUGGUGUUCAUGUAUUUCCUUAUUUGCGUUAAACAGGGUUUUACAAAACGUUCUGUACAUUAUAAAUGCAACUAUUGGGGCAGUUUGUCUCACUACAACGGGAUUAAUUUACUGCAAGAUAUACUCAAUCGUACGUCACCACACAAAUCAGAUUCAAGCCCUGCAAUUGCAACCCGUAGGACAGAAUCAGAAUAAAGAAUUGGCAAAUGCUGCAAGACUGAAAAAAACUGCACUUGCUACAUUUUACGUGUAUGUGGUGUUGGUGGUUUGUUUUUUGCCCUUCAUAUGCGUUAAAGCAACCUAUCUAAUUUAUGGUGAGUCCGAGUUGUUGUUGCAUCUGUUUUAUUAUUCCAUGACACUUGUGUAUCUUAAUUCCUCUCUCAAUCCCUUGAUCUACUGUUGGAAGAUCAGACACAUUCGACAAACUGUUAUGGACAUACUUCGAAAUGUCAUUGCAAUUGGUCCGCACUAA